ACAGACCAGCAGCCAUUCGAGCGAGAGUCAGGAAGCAGUGAGAGAGAGAAAGCUCAACCGUCGGCAAAACUUCACAGCGGCAUUUGCGUCAUUAUCCUGCGUCAAACAAACAAACAAACAGCUUUAAUGUGUUCACGUGCGUUCGGUCUGAGAGUUCGAGCUGUGUUUUGACGGGUGUCGGUCGGACGAGACUUACGGUAAUUCAAGAGGAACUCACAAUCUGCCGGGUAUUACCAUCACCUUCUAGUUCCUUGUGCGACUUUUUUUUUUUUUAAGGUUUUUACAAAGUGUCUAAAGACGAACUUUAUGAACGGAGCAUCUUUAAUACACCCAUAUUAGCCUGUUAUCGACUCGGCUGAUGUUAGAGUUCCUAAACCGAAAUGGAAAUUCCACUGACAGUCUUCCUAGGCUCAGGGUAAGAGUGACUCAAUGAUGAUCCUAAACAAUACAUGUGAAAACGUCACGGCGAUCCAAGUCCAAAAGAACCCUGGGAACCUAGUGGUCAGUGCCAUCAUGUUUGUUGCUGGUGUUGUGGGUAAUCUGAUGGCUCUGGCCAUUCUUGGGGUCCACCAAAAAGAACGACGGACCAAAUCGUCGGUCUUCUGCAUCCUAGUAACAGGACUCGCUGUGACGGAUCUGGCAGGGACGUGCUUGCUCAGUCCACCGGUGUUCGUGUGCUAUGCUCAUGCUACAUCCCUGGUGGGCUUAACUAGUGACAUGAAACUCUGUGGGUCCUUUGCCUUUGCCCUAACCUUCUUUGGCUUGGCUUCCAUGCUGAUCCUGUGUGCCAUGGCAGUGGAGCGCUGCCUGGCCAUCAGCCACCCAUAUUUUUACUCCAAGCACAUCCGGCGCCACUUCGCCAAGGUAGCGCUCGUCCUCAUCUACCUUUUUACAGGUUUCUUCUGCCUGCUGCCCAUCUUCGGCAUUGGCCGCUACAAGCAGUACUGCCCUGGCACAUGGUGCUUUAUCAAAAUGGAGGCUGGGGAUGAGGAUAAAGAAGAGGAGAGGCGCACACUCGCCUUCUCCCUCUCUUAUUCUCUGUUAAUGGCCUUGCUCAUUGCUGUUGUCUUUGUUUGCAAUGGCUCAGUCAUCAUCAGUCUAUGCCGCAUGCACCGCAGCCAGAUCACACGGCGAGGUUCUGUGGUCUCAGCAGGGCGCAAGAAAAGGCUGAGCACCUGGUUUGGCCAGGGUGAGGAAGAGAUGGACCAUCUGGUGCUGCUGGCCUCCAUGACUGUCAUCUUCGUCAUUUGCUCCUUGCCUCUCACUAUUUUUGGCUUCGUCAAUGCCAUCAGCCCGGUAGGCAACGACCAGCAGAACCUCCUGGCGUUCCGUUUCUCUGCUCUCAACCCCGUGGUGGACCCUUGGGUAUUCAUCAUCUUCCGCAAGUCCAUCUUCCAGCACGUGCGGACGCUCUUACAUUGCUGCUUUAACAAAGCAGCAGUGAAGAACACAGCCCAAGAUGGCCUCUCACAUCGCUUAGAGAGCAUGGUGCCUGCAGAGUCCACUGCUCUCCAGAGCAAAACUUUCUCUGGCGUGCCUCACUGAGAGCCAGCAGCAAAACAAGGGCCAAGGUACAUGUUGAAAUCUGGAAACUUUUCAUGCACUUGUUAAUGUUCUGUAAAAAUGUUUAUCUUAGUCGGGGUCGCAGCGGGUCCAGACCUUGUUUCAGAAACACUGGGUGUGAUGUAGGAAUAUGCACUGGAUUGGACGCCGGACACAGGACAUGAUAUACAGUAUACACACAUCCAUACAUGCGUUCACACCUACGGGCAAUUUUGCGUCCCAAAUCCACCUACUAGUGUGUUUUUUGGAGGUGAGAGGAAACCAGAGAACCUGGCGGAACGCCCCAUGGACAUGAGGAGGACAUGAAAAACUAGAACUUGGUAAUGGACCGGGGAAGCUGGACACCGUGAGGUGGCAAUCCUACCACUACCCCAACCUGCUGGCCCAUCAGGAGACUUCAGACAGGAAAAAGGAAAAAACCUUAAAGACUACACGCAUUCAGAAGAUGUUAUAUAUGAAAAGAAGAAUCAGUUCUGUACAGAAUGAUGGACUGUAUGUACAGUAAUAUAUUCAUCCAGUAGUAGUCAAAACUUUGGACACCCUUGCUCAUUCAUAGGUUUUUCUGUCUUUUGACAAUUUUCUACAUUGUAGAACAAUACUGAAGAUAUCAGAACUGUGACAUAACAUAUGGAGCAUAUAUGGAAUUACGUGGUAAACAAAAAAGUGUGUACACUCCUCCUCAGCAUGUGAAGCAUAAACCAUGUUACUAUUACAUUAACUAUUACAUCAGAAUUACUGAUGUACUGAUAGCCAACAGUUCCGCUUAGAAAGAUAGCAGGGUAUCGUUAAUAAAUAUGGGAUGUCAGCCAAACGUGUGGUUACAGCACAGUGCAUAAAAUCAUGCAAAUAGAGGUCAAGAGCUUCAUGGAAGGUUCAUUUCAAACAUUUCUCCAACAUCAGAGUGGGGAAAAAAAUGCGAUCUCAGUGACUUUGACGAGACAGCCAGGGUUGUUUUUGUAUUUGAGAAACUGCUCAGCUUCUGGGAUUUUCACACACAGCACUAUCUGGAGUUUAUACAUAAUGAUGUGAAAAGCAAAAAUUGCAGUCCAAAACCUGCCCUAGUCAGAGUCAUGGUCAUGGAUAUUACAUAUUUCCUCAUUCUGAUGUUUGAUGCGAAUAUGAACUGAAACUCUUGACCUGUAAUCUGCGUGAUUUCAUGCAUUGUGCUGUGACUACAUGACUGGCUGAGUUUAUAAUUGUACUAAUGUGUAGGUUCGCAGGUUUUCUUAAUAACAUUGACUGAGUGUGUACCGUAUGUCAGUUGAUCUGUGCAACAACAUUCCUUCACCUCUAAUGAAAUGCAAAUGAAUAAGAAGGCAGUAAUUUUUUAGUCCAGUGCCAUCAUUUCAAAUGAACUAUAAACAUUUAAGUAUCCACCCAUCCAUCCAUCCGUUAUCUGUCGCCGCUUAUCCUGUACAGGUUCGGGGGCAAGCUGGAGCCUUUCACAGCUGACUAUGGGCGAAAGGCGGGGUACACCCUGGACAAGUCGCCAGGUCAUCGCAGGGCUGACACAUAGACACAAACAACCAUUCACACACACACUCACAGUCAAUUUAGAGUCACCAGUUAACCUAACCUGCAUGUCUUUGGACGUGGGGGAAACCGGAGCACCCGGAGGAAACCCACACAGACACGAGAACAACAUGCAAACCCCACACAGAAAAGCCUUCAUCGGCUGCUGGACUCGAACCCGGACCUUCUUGCUGUGAGGCGACAGCGCUAACCACUACACCACCGUGCCAUUAUGGAUGUACUUAAAUGUUGUUGCUGGCUGCGACAACAUUUAAGUACAUCCAUAAUAAACCCUGGUAUGUUUGCGGAUUAGUAGAUCAUUUUCCCCAAACUCAUAGAAUUGAUUCAUUUUAUAAAUGUCUUAAGGUAGUUCUGUAUAUUUGCUUUUCUCCACCUUCAGAGUGAAGAGUACAGUAGGUGCUAUUUUUGUGUUGUCUCAGUUCAUUUCAAGGCUACUAUCACACCGCAUCUGUUAAACACCUGGAUAACAGGUGAUUCGUAUCGUGUGAAUUUGACAAGGAUCUAAACUAAACUCUGAUUUAAGCUAGAAACCAAGUGAAGUGUUGAAAAAUAUUGCUUUUUAAACCGUGCAGUAUCUUUUGGUUUGGCAUUGUUUGUGCAACAAUUAAAUAAUAUUGGCUGCGUUGAGUGGUAUAUCAGAUAUAUUCCAUCCAGCUAGCAUGAUACUGAACGAGUCAAAGACGAGUUCAAUAUCAUGCUAGCUGAAUGGAAUAUAUAUGGUAUGCUACAAAAAAGCCAGCCAAUAUUAUUAUUAUUAUUAUUAUUAUUAUACAUUUUUGAUGGAACAAUUAUAGAUUUUACAAAAAGUUAAGAACAGGGUUUACAAAUUGUCACAGUCGCUCACUAGCGUGGAAGUUUUACAUGUAAUACAUAUGGCAUUUUCAAUUCACUGUGACACUUUACUGUGGGUGCCAACAGCGAACAAAGAGAUGCUUCUGCGCAUAGUAUGCAGCUGAUUUCAGAAGGUGAGCACCCUUCCUGGGACAAACGGCCGGACAUCGCCACGACAUAAUCCCCCUUCGGGCCUUUUGGCCAGCGGGGGAUAAAAAUUGUGAGGGAAGUUGAUUUCAGAAAGCAAGCACACCUUGAUGAAGUUGCCAGAGUACAAGUUUGUUAAUAAUCAAGGGAAUAACUCUGGUAAAAUUUGCCCAAAUUAAACGAAAUUUCAACAAAGCCUUUUGCCAAGUUUGGUGAAAUUCCUCCACAAAUUGUAAGAGGAGUUGAUUUCAGAAGAACGUACACCCUCAUGAAAUUGUCUAAGACAGGGGUUUUCAAAUUGUGGGAGAGUGAGCCCCCCCUCGGAGAGCAAAUAAACAACAGUGCCCCCCCCCCCCCCCCCCAAUUUUUGUUGUUGCUAUACUUAAUGUUCCAUUCGUAUUUUUAAAAAAUGGUUGUUGUACACAUUUUUUUUUCUUUUUCACAUUUUAAACAUCUGUGAUUUUUAAAACAUCUUGUUUUACACAUUUUAAACAUCUCAUAGCAUCGUUAGCUAGCACCUCUUGGCAGACAACACACUGUGGCAGUGGAGCAUCUUCAGAUCCAGUCCAUGAAAAUCCAAACUUUAAAUAAUCGUGCUCAUACUUCCUUCUUUUUCCAGUCCCCCCAGGAUUCUGCGGGCCUUUUUUGUGAUUGUUGCGGGCUAAAAUAUCUGAUGUUGCGGGGGUUUUCCAAAAAAAUUGUGAUGAAAGUUGCGGUGUUUUUUAGGUUUUUGUUGCGAUUACAUUGCGGGAGGAAGUGAAAGUUGCGAGAAAUUGUUGCGAUUUUCUCUUUUUGUGAUUAAAAUUGAGUGAUAUGUUAAAUAUUAAGUUAUUACUGAAAAACUAUUGAUUAAAAAAACAAAGACACUGAGAAAUGGUCCUAUAAACAACUUUACCAAUAUAAAAGAUUACCAGGACUACAAAAAUGCAGAAAAAUAGGCUUUACUUAUCCAAAUGCACCUGUUGGUUCAAAAGUUAAAGAGCAUAGAACCUCACAGCACAACAUGAAGUUACCUUAAAAUAUAAUAUAAAUGUCUCAGCUUUCAUGUAAGAUAAAAACUAUUAAUACUAGUACUGUGUGCAGGCAGUCUCUCCUGAAGACUAAAUUAAACAAUAAUUAUAAACUAAUAAAAUAAAUGGCUCAGGCUUCAUAGAAGGAAAAAAAACAAUUUGAACAGAAUCUCACAGUAUGAUGCUGAAGCUGCCUAAACAAUGGAAAAUAAAAUACCAUUUUGGCAAAAAUGUUGGCAUCCAUUACUUUCUUGUAUUAAGUAAAAAAAAAUAAAAAUAAAGUGCACACAGUGCUUCACUGUAAACAUCACACACUUCCAGUAACAGAAUUUAAGCCUACAUAAACACUGACUCGCACAUCAUGCAAUGUUGCCAGAUACUGCUGACGUUUUCCAGCCCAAAUAUGUUCAAAAACCGCCAAAAUGCACUUAAAACCAAUCUGGCAACACUGCGCGCAUGCUGCUUCUCUUGAACUUAUACACGGAAGUAAGGCGGAAGGUAGUUUGUCGACGUCACCUCAAGACGACGCCAACGAUUGGUCAAAUUUGCGGGAAAGUUGCGGUGAUUGGAUAUAAUUGUAACACCGCCCUGAAUUGGCGGGGAUUGGUUGAAUUUGCGCUGAAGUUGCAAAUCGCAACAUCCUGGAGGCUCUGGGUUUUUUUUUUUUUUUGCUUGGCCCAAACUUUGUCUCCUCAAUCACUGUAGCUUUAGGUACUAAAAAUCGAUCCAUUUUGUCUCUGGUAAAGGCUCCUCACGUUGCGCCCCCCCUGAAGAACUCUGGCGCCCCCCAGGGGGGGCGCGCCCCACACUUUGAAAAGCCCUGGUCUAAGAUAUUUAAUCAGGAAACUUUCUCAUUGAAUAUUCGCUUCAGUGCCGACGUGUGAUGUCAUGUUGUCUUGACAACAAUGCAAUAUCGUAAACCAUAUUCAACGCUCAUUCUCCACUGGGUAGAAUGACGUAAUAUACAGAGGAUAAGCGAUAUGCUAACAAUAUUGCAUGCUAUCAAACCAAAUGAAUGAAACCCACUAGAAGGGAAUAGAAUACAUGUUUAUAUUCCAUCGAAAAAGUGUCCUGUAUGUAUAAUAAUAAUAAUAAUAAUAAGUGACCUUGCAUCUAAACAUAAGGACUCAGUGUUUAAUAUCGCAAAAUAUUCAAGUUAUGAGGUUUGAUCUUAUUCUUCUUUGUUUUUCAGAUUGAGCUUCAAAGAUUUGACUCUCUGUAGUUUAGAUAGUCAAUUUGUUAGACUUUAUUUAACAACAGUAUUGUGUAGAGUUUAACACACCGUGUAUAUUCUGGAUCAGAUAAACAUUUUAAUCAAACAUGGCAAAAGCUUCUAAUUUCAAAGUCACAACUGUCCAGUUUUAUUCAUUGAAACCAAAUAUCUCAAGUUUUCCAGCCGUUGUUUUUAUUUACUUCUUUGAGCACAGACAAAAAUUUGUACUUUCCGUUAACUGGUCACUUGGUGUCUGUGGUUUACUGUUUGUAAUGUGACAAAGAACAGAUUUUAAGAUAAUGUGGGAUCAAUCACUCGUGCUGUUAAAAUCUUUUAAGUCAUUUUUGUGGUGUCUGAAACGUCCUGACCCUCUCUUUCAGUUUGUGUCACAGUUAUGCUUCAUAUUCCAUCGAAAUCAAAGUGCUGUCUGGAUGCUUUUAGUAUUCUAGUAUUCUGGACCCAACGCAAAUGCUUAAUGGGAAUCACAAAUACAAAGCAUGUAAGCAGAUCAUUUUACUUUCCAUAUUAUGUUGUUGCAACAUUUUUGCUAUCAGAAAAAUGUCCUGGUGUUUUUCUAUAAACAGUGUUUGAGGAAGUGGUGGGCAUUAAUAUCGGCAGUAGAAAGUGUGAAAGUGGUCUCCCCAGACUUUCAAAACAGAGAAAUCCUCCAGUGUUGAUGCAGUCGAGCUUUUGUAGAUAACAAGUCCGUAGUUCAACUUCCAUUGUUUUAAUAAAAUAUAACCACCACUUGCUAUGACACAUCAUAUGCAAACCUAUGAAAUGUACUAGAUAUAAUAAAUGUAUUUUUGUUGUUGUUGUUUGUAAAGGAAAUCCUCAGUGAUGUAUAUAACAGUGAAGUUUUUGUCUGUACUGGUUUUGUGUGCAGUAUAUAAAGCUGUUCCUAUUCUGA
Neoarius graeffei (lesser salmon catfish) is the source of this 7207-nucleotide messenger RNA. It is a transcript of the gene ptgir, whose product is annotated as prostaglandin I2 receptor. The transcript is spliced from 3 exons. The record is from RefSeq and is a predicted model, not a curated record. Lineage: Eukaryota; Metazoa; Chordata; Actinopteri; Siluriformes; Ariidae. Gene Ontology annotation, molecular function: prostacyclin receptor activity; thromboxane receptor activity. Gene Ontology annotation, biological process: inflammatory response; adenylate cyclase-activating G protein-coupled receptor signaling pathway; positive regulation of cytosolic calcium ion concentration. Bases 430 to 1545 code for a protein of 371 amino acids. Gene Ontology annotation, cellular component: plasma membrane.